AUGUCCUCGAGCUACGCGCCGCCCUCCAACGAUGGCGGUGUUGUGAAUUUGGUCGGUGGCGGCAGGAGUAGUGCCGAGGCCGAUUCCUCGACAUCACAGCCGCAGCAACAACAACGACCACAACAGCAAUUGCCCGGACUUUCACCUCUCCAUGCCAUUGCAACCAGUGCGACACAGCACCAGCAGCAAUACCAAAACCACCAACGCCGAGCAUCGCAAUCCGAUGUCCACUCCAAUUCCCGACAGACGGCGCAAUCUCAGGGACUCCCCUCCCCGGUGACGCCUAGAUAUGAGUCCUCGGCGCAGUCGACUGUGGCUUCGGCGCAACAUAGUCUUCAAAUCCUUCAAGCCGCCACUGCGACUUCAACCACCGCUGCCGGGCCCACUCCGUUGCCAGCUAUCCAGGACGCCGGUAUUUCCCAACAGCCUCGGGAGCAGCACCACUACCCACCGUUAGCCCCGAUACCGCAUGGAUUUGAGCAACAGCAGCAUCCCCCAUACCCCGCCACGAGCCCCGACAGCCAGGCUGCAUCAGGUUACGAUGGUUUGCCAUACUCGCCGACAGCGCCAUCGCCCGGUAGUGCCGCUGGCCCUUCGCCUCCGGCCGGGGCCACAAUGCCUACAAAGCAGACGCGCUUGCGACGGGCGUGCGAUAUGUGCAGCGCGCGCAAGGUCAAGUGCGAUGAAGCCGGGCCCCCGUGCUGGAACAACUCGCCGGAGACGCCCGCUGUCGCUGCUCCGGCCAGCGCGAGUCCUGAAGUCUCGCAAAGCACCGCUCCUGUUACAGGGGCCCAGCAGGCGAACCAAGGACAAAUGCUCGGCGCAGAGUCUAUUGCGCCGUGGCCAAUGCUGGAGCUGCUCAUUGACGACUACUAUACCUAUAUUCAUCCCUUGAUACCUUUUCCUCACGAACCUAGCUUCCGCCGUGCGUUCGAGAACAGGGAAGACAAAACAAAUCCAGUCUUCCUGGUGAUGAUAGAUCAUUGUCGCGACGUUGCACUAAGGGCUAGGGGGCAUACAUUUGCAGUGAAGGAGUCAUACACCAUCGAGGAUGCUUCGACAAGUUACUUGCUUGCAAUUGCCAGUGGUUACACCAUGCAGUGGAAAGCCUGUCGUCGUUUCAUGUCCGAAACAUUGACGAUAGUGCGAGAGCUAGGGUUCCAUCUUGCCAGGCGCAACCCUCAAAUUUUGGGCGCAGCUGGAGAUAAUUAUGAGAUGGGGCAAACAAGCCCAAGGAACCACAUACACGAUCAGAUGGGCAAGCGAAUCUUUUGGGUUGUUAUGGUGGGCGUCAGGUCCAUGGUUCAGCUGGGAGCUUCAACUAGGGAAAUACCUUUCCCUCCCCCAACGACUGGUGAAUCGUUUCCAGGAUUCCCCGCCGAGGUCGACGAUGAGUACAUCACAGAGACUGAGAUUCGGCCGCAGCCUCCAGGUACAGUCUCUCAGAUAGCCGGUUUCAACGCCGGUAUCAGGAUAUACUCAACCAUGAACCCGCUUGUGGCUGUUGAGCUGUCCUACGGGAUCGGUAGCAUUUCCUUGCGGGAACAGGAGGAUCUCCUCGCCGGCUGCAUUCAGGCGGUAAAGCAUGCCAUUGACAACUUGCCGCCAGAACUCCGACUGAAUAUUGACCUCUCGCCUGUGAACGAUAAGCCGACAGGGUCCGACAACAACGCUUCGGCACUCAACUUUGACUUUUCCAAGAUUCAAGGAACGCACCGGGAUCUUUUCGAAGACGCGCCAGGGUACCAGUAUUUUCCACCGGCAUACCCCAACCAGCAGCCGGCCAAUGACGUCAGACAUGUCAUUGUGAACCAGCCAGAACGUCGAAGGCUUCUCCAAUGGGAGAUACAAAAGUCCAACAUAUAUGUUUCACUACUAUCAACACUGUCGUAUUACGUGGAACGAUGCUUUACGCUUAGAGAUGCGCAUCACUCAAGAGGAAUGUAUGCAAAUGGAGGGUCUGACAACACCACCGACCAACACGCGGCAAACAGGCCCUCCACUACGGUUGACGGAGUCGACAAGCCCGACGAGUUUGCCAUUGAACGCGAACGUAUAGUACAGAACUUGCUCGUGGUCCUCGCGUCCAUAACGCAGCGUAACAUGGAGCCCAACGGACCCUCCAUCAUCAACAAAAUCCGCCAGGUCGCUUCGACGCUCCUCGCCGACGCGCCAGAACGUAAAGGCCCGGUGGCGGUCAAGUCUGAAGAGACGCUGAAGCAUUUUGUUGACAUACUCAUCAGGUUGGAGAAGACGGGCGGGCCAGGUGCCAGCAGCAGACGGCCGCCCGCUUCAGCCGAGUCGUUGGAUCCCCAGAUCGGCGCCGGAGUCAUGACGCCGAUGGACGAAGAAGAAGAGUUGAGGACGUGGGCGGAUUUGCGAGAGUUUCAGCUACGGUUUGCGCAAAAUGGAGGAUUCACGGGAGGCAUGUAA
Molecule: messenger RNA, 2433 nt
Organism: Pyricularia oryzae 70-15
Lineage: Eukaryota; Fungi; Ascomycota; Sordariomycetes; Magnaporthales; Pyriculariaceae
Exons: 4
Coding region: 1-2433 (810 amino acids)
Biological process (GO): regulation of DNA-templated transcription
Molecular function (GO): zinc ion binding; DNA-binding transcription factor activity, RNA polymerase II-specific
Source: RefSeq, a predicted model, not a curated record